Molecule: messenger RNA, 4911 nt
Organism: Trichoderma harzianum CBS 226.95
Lineage: Eukaryota; Fungi; Ascomycota; Sordariomycetes; Hypocreales; Hypocreaceae
Exons: 2
Coding region: 1-4911 (1636 amino acids)
Molecular function (GO): protein binding
Source: RefSeq, a predicted model, not a curated record
AUGUCGCGAUUCCCAGCGGCAAUAAAGACCUUACACGCCAGGGUCGCCCACACCAACACGGAUGCAUCUGAAGAUGAAACCCAAGAGACCGACCCGCUGGGACUUACCACGCUCUACGAUCCGGCGCCUAGAAAUGCCAUAGUCGAUAUAAUAUUCAUCCAUGGACUUGGAGGAAGCAGCAGGAAGACAUGGUCGAAUUCGAGCCACCCGAGGUCCUUUUGGCCGAAAGAUUGGCUGCCAGAUGAGCGAGGAUUUGAAGAUGUACGAGUCCAUUCUUUUGGCUAUCGAGCAAACUGGGGCAAGAAGUGGCAGCAACAAAGCAUCCUGAAUAUUCACGACUUUGCCGAGUCUCUAAUAGGGAGCCUGAGAAACCACCCAAACAUACGUCGGGAUGAUACGCGCAUUAUUCUCGUUGGUCACAGCAUGGGCGGGUGUGUUGCAAAAGAAGCCUACAUCAUCGCACGACAACACCCAUCAUAUAAAGACCUAGCAGGGCGAAUAUAUGGAAUCUUCUUCCUCGGUACCCCACAUCAUGGCUCAGAUCUGGCAGGCAUCCUGGAGAGCAUGCUGAUUGUUGCUUGGGGCAAAAAGCCUUUUGUAACGGACUUAAAAUCUGGAUCAUCUGCGCUCGCCCUGAUCAGAGAUAGGUUCCGCCAUGUUGCAGCGGACUUGGCAUUAUGGACCUUUUAUGAGACAUUGCCUACAGCCUUGGGGCCUAUAACCAGAAUGGUGGUGGACAAAGACUCGGCAAUUUUAGGCUUUGAUAAAGAAAGGAUCGAGGCGAUGAAUGCUGAUCAUCGCCAUGUCUGCAAGUUCACCAGUCAAGAAGAUUCUAACUACAAGAUGGUACGAAAUGCCCUCCACACUGCCGUCGAUGAGAUUAAAGAUAGAUUCCUGGAGUCGACCCUAUCACAACUUGAUACAGCUGAUAGUACGGAGAUCGAAUUAGAUCUACGCUUAAAGUCUCUUCUUGGAGUAUCCGAUACAUUGGAGGAAGAUCUUACAUUACAAUCCGAGUUAAAAAUGCCCGAUUCUUGCGAAUGGCUUACGAACAAGUCUUGUUUCAUUUCUUGGAAGGAAGGCGAUGCCCCGAGUAUUCUCUGGCUGACUGGGAGGCCUGCAACCGGAAAAUCCAUCCUUUCCAGCCACGUUAUUGAUCACCUAAGGCCUCUACGCGUAUGCUGUAGCUAUUUCUUCUUCAAGCACUCAACUACGAACAAAUCCACACUGAGCGACUGUUUUAGGUCUCUCGCCUUUCAGAUGGCAACUCAGGAUAAUCUGGUGAGAGAGAAGCUUAUACAGCUUGAACACGAGGGAGUCGCCUGGGAUAAGACAGACGACGCGACUAUCUGGACAAAGCUUUUCGUCGACAGAAUCUUCAAGCUACCAUUUGAAAAGCAGCACUUCUGGGUGAUUGAUGGCCUUGAUGAAUGUGGCAACUUUAGUUCACUCUUCACCAAGAAGCUUUUGGCCAAAUUGCCUCGCAAGCGCGAACUUCGAGUUUUCGUUACCAGCCGCAAUCUAGAUACUGUUGAGCGUGGGUUAGUAUCUCUCGGGCCUCAAGUGACUACCUAUGCUUUGUCAGAUUCAGAUACUCUUGAGGACAUUCGGCUGUUCCUGGCCACAAAACUCAGAGAGUUGGACCGCCUAGAGACAGAGGACGAUUUGGAGGCCAUGUGCAACAAAAUUCUCAAAAAGUCUUCCGGUUCUUUCCUCUGGGCUCGCCUAGUCUUGCAGGAAUUCGAAAACACUUGGACUGAGGAGGCCAUGGAAGCCGUCUUGAAAGAAGUUCCUGGAGAGCUCUGCGACUUGUACAGUAGAAUGGUACAAUCGAUCGAGAUGGACAAGAGCAAAGCAAGCCUUGCGAGGACUAUAUUGACAUGGAUUGUCCUAGCACGCCGCCCUCUGGGUCUAGAUGAACUACGGUGCGCUGUAAAACUCGAUCUCAACCAAACACUACAAAACAUGAGAAGGGCAAUUCCUAGUUUAUGUGGUCAGCUUGUCUACAUUGAUCCAACAGACAAGGCGCAUAUAAUACACGAAACAGCGCGCGAGUUUCUCCUCGAUCAAAGCAUGUGCUCCGAACUUACCGUUUACAAGGAGCGCGGCCACACUCACAUUGCGGGUAUUCUCACGCGAUUUCUGUCUGGCGAUUGCCUUAAAGCACUGCAAUUAAAUUCCCAACGCUCCGUGAAGAUGAAAGGUUUCGCUAAAUCUGCGUCCACAAUGCCUAUUGACUCAUCUCUGCUUGACUAUGCGUCGACAUUCUUUUCGGAGCACAUAUAUCGCUGUUCAUCAGGAGAUGAUGUCUUGAUGGAAGAAAUAUGCACUUUCCUCAAUACCAAUGUACUCUCCUGGAUCGAACAUGUUGCGAAAGGCGGUGAUAUAAGUCACAUUACACGAGCCGCCAUGAACCUUCGUGGUUAUUUAGGUCGUCGAGCGAAAUACGUCCCCCCGACGGAUUUAUCGGUUAGCAUUGUCGAAGGUUGGGUGACAGACCUCAUUCGCGUAGCCGCAAAGUUUCAAUCUCAGCUGCUCACGUCGCCCCGUUCAAUCCACCGCCUAAUACCCCCUCUAUGCCCGUCAGAGUCUAUGAUUUCCAGGACCUUUUCAAAAGAUCGGCGAUCGGCAACUUUCGCUGUUAAAGGCCUUCCUGCUGCAACAUGGGAUGACUGCUUGAGCCGCCUCGAUUUCCAGAAGGGCCAAGCAACAGCAGUUUGUCAUGGAGAUGGUUUUUUCGCCGUUGGGCUAUCAAAUGGAAAGAUUUUUCUUUACAAUGCUGGAUCUCUUCAGCUACAUCUGACCAUCACACACCCCGAAAGAGUCAAAUUCCUCCAGUUCAGCCAAGAUGACGAAUACGUUAUCUCUUGUGGCGCCAAGUCAAUGGUCCUAUGGAGGCCGACAACAGGCAUUCAAUUAUAUAAAUUCCCCUUACAAUCGCCCCCUCUUGGAGUCAUAUUCUUAGGUCUUGACGAAAUUCUUUGCGCAUUCCAAUCUGGUAGUCUCACAAGAUGGAGCCUUGAGAGAUUUCAGAGCGGAUCAAUACCGGAGAACCUUGAGGAUGACUACUCCCACACACAAUAUAUUAUGCCGCAACAGACUCCAACUUGCGUGGCCUUUUUGGUAACGAGCGAUGCUAUCUUACUUGCUGUCGGCUACCGCAAACACCCGGUACUAAUAUGGAACACGCUGGAGCAACAAGUAUUGGGUCAAUGUAUCGUUGAUGCAAACAAUGGCAUCGAUGAUAUGGUAUUCAAUCCUAACCCAGACAUCAUUGCACUGAUAGUAUCAUGUAAUGAUGGUAGGUUAUGCAUUUUCGACUACUUGAUGAUGAAGUUGACGUUCACCAUGCCAAACGUGUAUGCGCAAAGCGUUGCCUGCUCACCCGAUGGUCAUAGUCUGGUCACGGGUGGCAGUCAUGGAAUGAUCGAAGUUUUCGACUUCGACCAUGAUUAUGAUGGCAACACUAUCCUGAUGCCUAUUUAUCGCAUCGACGGGCUAUAUGACUCUGUCCGUGGCGUCGCCUUUAGCUUUAACGGACUGCGCUUCCUUGACGUUCAUUCCCAACAGUGCCGUGUGUGGGAGCCAACAGCCCUUGUUAGGAAGAACAAUGAAUUAGAGAGUACCAGUGAUGCAGCAACUCUUCCUGUAACAACAGUUGGCAUGCUGAAUGGCCCCGAAGAACCGGAAAUCACAAGUCUCCUGGAGGUAUCGAGGGAUGGCCAGUGUGUCAUUGCAGGCAAGCGGCGAGGAGACGUUUGUCUCUUCUCUACUGCUGACGGAGUAGAGGCUGGCACGCUUUAUCAGCACGCACGGGGAGUAUCUGUCAUAGCGGUUACUCUCGGAGAAGAGAAGAAUAUUGUUGUUUCAGCUGAUGACUCUGGCCGUGUCUUAGUUGGCGAGCUACUGAUGCCCCUGAGAGAUAUUGCAACAGGGUUUCAAGGACAAAAGCAACCAAAAGCGCGUAUUAUUCUUGACCGUCGAUUUGGCGGCGCGGUAGUGCGGUUGCUCAUUAAUGAUGCAGCCGACAGGCUUCUUAUAACUGGCCAUAACUUUGAUGAACUUUGGGAUUUGCCGUCAGGAUUAGUUCACAAACCGAUACAGCAACCAUCUACGGACGACUAUACCGCAACUUCUUGCGCUUCGGAUUGUAAUAAAGCAGCCAAAUCUUCCGCCCGUACGGCUUUCUGGCAUCCUACAAAUCCAGAGUGGUUCGUAAUCAUCGCUGGUGAUGUGGCGCGAGUCUUUCGCUGGACCGACUAUGAAGAAUUGACUUCUGCGGAGGGCAUUCGCCUUCAACGGCCUACACCAUCCUUGGAGCCCAGUUCACAGAGAGAGUCUCCGCGGUCACCAAAAGCUCAACGAUUCGAACCUUUGCGACAUAAUUCCGAUUGCACUUUUACAGCAGCAACAUAUCAUGUCGCGUCUGAAUACGUCGUCGAGCUUCUUAGAGCCUCAGCAUCUGCACCGCCGCAAAUCCAUCUGUGGUCAGCCGCUACGUUUGAUCCAAAUUUACCAGGAACAUCAGCUUUCCCGAUCACAGCAACUAGUCUCGGUGCUAUACGCUCAUCUGUGCGAUCAGUGAUCGGAUUCGUGGGUCCAUCAACGCUGGUGUUUUUAGACAAUGAUCUGUGGAUAUGCAGUGCCGAAUUGCAGCCCAAAGUUACUAGUGGAAUGGGGAAUAUCGGUAGCAUUCGGGCGUCGUCACCCAACACAAAGGCCCGUCGUCAUUUCUUCGCGUUGAGUGAAUGGUGCGAUACAGAGGGCGAACUUAAGUGUGCGUUGGCUGCAGUCUCGGGGGUAGCUCCGCAUGCCUACAGUCAGGAAGUUAUAUUUGCGAGUGAUCAUCGUGUGGUGAUAGUAAAGGGUGGGUUUGAGUUUUCCGAAAGGAUGAUCGUAACGAAAACAUGA